AUGGCCGUAGCUCUUACAAUUAGGAAAAGCCUAUUAGCCAUCACUCUGGCCGGAAUUCUAGUGGGGCUGAUGCUGGAAUCUACCAUGGGUCAGAACUGUGGCUGUUCAUCGAACCUCUGCUGUAGCCAAUAUGGGUAUUGUGGCAGCGGCCAUAAUUAUUGUGGCGCUGGAUGCCAAGAAGGUCUUUGCUAUUAUAACAUAACUACUAACGCAACUACUAACGAUGUUGUGGUAGCUCAUAUUGUGACACAGGAGUUCUUCGAUGGGAUAGUGAAUCAGGCCCUAUAUUCAUCCUGCAAAGGGAAAACCUUCUAUACUUGGGAUGCAUUCCUCAAAGCCCUUGAUUCGUAUACAGCCUUUGGCAGGGUCGGGACAGUCGAUGACUCUAAACGUGAGAUUGCAGCAUUUUUAAGCCUGACCACUGUUUUAUUAGGAUAUUUCUGUUACACUGAGGCGGUAAAUGGGAACUCAAGUUAUUAUUGUGAUAAGACUUAUACACAGUACCCGUGUGUGACCGGAAAGAGUUACUAUGGUCGUGGACUACUUCAGCUAACGUGGAAUUAUAACUACGGUGCUGCAGGAAAUAGCAUAGGAUUUGAUGGGCUAAAGACUCCUGAAACUAUGGCCAACGAUGUUGUUAUUUCAUUCAAGACAGCAUUGUGGUUCUGGAUGAAAUAUGGCCACUCAAUUAUUACUUCUGGUCAAGGGUUUGGAGCAACGAUUAAAGCCAUCAGUGGUCCAACUGAAUGCAAUGGUGGAAACAUAGAAAAUGUGCAAGCUCGUGUUCAGUAUUACAUGGAAUAUUGUGACCAAUUUGGUGUAUCACCUGGUGACAACCUCAGUUGCUAUAAUUUUGACUGCUCUGGAUUAUCUAUUUCUAUUUCUAUUCUAUGA
Molecule: messenger RNA, 894 nt
Organism: Macadamia integrifolia
Lineage: Eukaryota; Viridiplantae; Streptophyta; Magnoliopsida; Proteales; Proteaceae
Product: endochitinase EP3-like
Exons: 3
Coding region: 1-894 (297 amino acids)
Biological process (GO): cell wall macromolecule catabolic process; carbohydrate metabolic process; chitin catabolic process
Molecular function (GO): chitin binding; chitinase activity
Source: RefSeq, a predicted model, not a curated record